UGUGCACUUUUCAGCACUGAUCAAUCAACAGGCCAGCUCUGCAAACAAGCAAUGGUAAAGUUCACCAAAGCGUCUGAGACCCUUAGAAAGCAUGACCAACAGGAAUGUCAUAAGGUCUGCUGUACCAGGGCCAGCCAUUUCAUUGCAACCAGGAGACAUGGUCAGGCAAAUAUUCUUCAGCUUGUCGUAGACCAAGGGAGUAAGCAAAAACAGGAAAAUAUAGCCAAGCUUUGUGCCUUGAUCAAGACUGUAGAGUUUUGUGGACGCCAGAACAUUUCUUUGCGUGGCCACAGAGAGAAAGGAUUUACUUGGGACCCCAACGAACAGUUAGCAUGUAAUCCUGGAAACUUUCUAGCUCUAUUGCGUUUUCGUGUGGACGCAGGUGAUGAACACUUGUUGAGGGACUUCCAUAUGUCUCAGUCUGCUCGAGGACUACGUGCGUCUUACCUGAGCCCAACAAUACAGAACGAGUUGAUUGAGUGCUGUGGGAAGGUUAUACAAGAAGACAUAUUGAGAGAUGUCAGAAAAGCACCAUUUUUCUCAGUGUGUGCAGACGAAUCUGCUGAUGCCAGCAACCAAGAACAGUUGCCCCUGGUUCUUCGUUUCGUCGAUGAGUCUGGACUCAUUCGUGAAGAGUUGGCUGAAUUUCUCUGUUGCUCUGAUGGCACCACCGGGCUAGCUUUAGCUAAUCUGCUACUGACCACAAUGACGGAAAUGGGCUUGCAGCCAAAAGAGAAGCUUCGUGGACAAGGCUACGACGGUGCAGGGAAUAUGGCUGGACCUUUGCAGGGUUGUGCAAGCAGAGUAACUGCAGAAUGCCCAAAAGCGCUGUACCUCCAUUGCAGUGCACAUUGUCUCAACCUGUGUAUAAUAAGGCUAAGCAAACUGCCUUUCAUCCAGUCUAUGUGGUCAUCAUUGUUAGACGUCAACAUCUUUUUCAAAUAUUCACCAAAGCGUGCUCAUGCUAUGGCUGAGAUAGUUCAUGAAUGGCGUCAAGGAGAGGGUGGCGACUCAAAGAAAAAGUUGGUUGAUUUGUGCAAAACAAGGUGGGUAGCGCGACAUGAAGCCCUUGUCGUGUUUGCUGAGCUUUAUCCAGCUGUUUUAACGACGUUGGAGACAAUCAGCAGAAACAGGGGUGGAACAGUUACAUGGAACGCUACUAGCUCCUCCUCUGCUACAUCUCUCCACAAUAACCUAACCCAGUUCCGAUUUCUUGCAACAUUUGUGAUAACAUCAAAAUUGAUGGCUGCAAUUCAAAGCCUAACAUCAAGUCUCCAAGAGAAAGCCACAGAUGUUGCAAAGGCUUACAAACACGUCGCUAGAGUCAUCUCCGUUCUUCAAGAUAUGCGGGACAACAUCAACGACAGGCAUGGUGAAUGGUGGACAGACGUUCAGGCUUUGUGUCUGAAGACUGGAGUGCAAGAGAGUCUCCCAAGAUAUUGCAGUAGGCAGACGUACCGUGGGAACAUUCCAGCGCAAACGCCAGUUGACUACUAUCGCCUGAACGUGAGUAUACCGCUACUAGAUGACAUUAUUUCGCAAAUGAAUAUCCGGUUUGGAAACCUUCAACAACUAGCUAUGAAAGGAAUGUCAUUUAUGCCGACGAUUUUGCUACGUGAUGCUUCAGCCAAAGCAGAUAUUCUUGAAUUUGGAAAGGCAUAUCAAAGUGAUUUUCCUACUGCGAGUCCGAACUUGGAUGCGCUGUCUGCAGAAAUUGACUUGUGGAUUGCCAUACUGAAAUCACUGCCCAUUUCAGAGCACCCCGCUACUGUAGCAGAAGCGUUGCGUUUGGCAAUGGGUAAUCCACUAAUUCCAACUGUGUCGAGGCUAUUGCGCCUUGUCUGCACCUGGCCUGUGACGUCCUGUGAGUGCGAGCGGUCUAUAAGUGCUCUCAAUCGCGUCAAGACAUCUCUCCGGGCAUCCAUGUCGCAGAUCCGAUUCAACGGACUUGUCAUGCUGCAUGUCCAUUACAACAGGAAGUUGUCACACUUGGACGUGAUCCGCUUAUUUUCUGCCAGGAACCCGAGAAAGAUUAUUCUCCCAAACUUUGGAGAGCCAUACUCAGACAGUGAACUAGCUAACACUUUUGUACUGGAUACUGAUUCACCAGAAGACACGUGGGACACUGAGCUAGACAGCUAAAUGACUUAGUUUACAAUUUUGAAGUUGUGUGAAACGUUUAUGCUAUUAUCAUAUUCACUACAGAUAUCAAGCUCGUAAGAUU
This is a messenger RNA of Corticium candelabrum, 2224 nucleotides long. RefSeq names its product 52 kDa repressor of the inhibitor of the protein kinase-like. The transcript has a single exon. Bases 52 to 2142 code for a protein of 696 amino acids. The record is from RefSeq and is a predicted model, not a curated record. Lineage: Eukaryota; Metazoa; Porifera; Homoscleromorpha; Homosclerophorida; Plakinidae. Gene Ontology annotation, molecular function: protein dimerization activity.